This is a messenger RNA of Oncorhynchus mykiss (rainbow trout), 956 nucleotides long. The record is from RefSeq and is a predicted model, not a curated record. NCBI's taxonomy places the organism in Eukaryota, Metazoa, Chordata, Actinopteri, Salmoniformes, Salmonidae.
CCUUUAUUCGUCCCAUUCCUAGAUGAUACAGUAAUACACAUUACUAAAGAUCUUACUUUAAUCAUUUGUGAUUCAGUACAUGUUCAGUGGUGGAAGAGACCCUCUGGAGUUGCUGCAGUGUAUCUGGGGCUGCUGUGUGUUCUCCUACUGGCUGGGACCAUAGGCCUGUCUGUCUACUAUGGAGUCAUUGGUCAUCACAACUCAACAGAGAGAAACCAGCUACAGACCAGUUACAAUGCCAUGACUGAAGAGAGAAACCAGCUACAGUCAAGUAACAACAACCUGACUAAAGAGAGAGACCAUCUACAGACCAGUUACAACACCCUGACUAAAGAGAGAGACCAGCUACAGACCAGUUACAACACCCUGACUAAAGAGAGAGACCAGCUUACCAAUUGUAAACAAACCUGUCCUGAAGGCUGGCAGAAGUUUGAAUCCAGUUGGUACUUCCUGUCUACUGAGACUAAAACCUGGAAGGAGAGCAGACAGGACUGUUUGAAGAGAGGAGCAGACCUGGUGAUCAUAAACAGUGAUAUGGAACAGGAGUUUCUCUUCAAACUCAAGAAGAGAGUCUGGAUUGGUCUGACUGACUCUGUUAGUGAGGGGACUUGGAAAUGGGUGGACGGCACCCCACUGACCAACCCAAGGUACUGGAAUGACCAUCAGCCUGAUAGUGGAGAUCCUAGUGGGGAGGAGGACUGUGUUGAGAUACAUAAAGAUUGGAUCUUUCCACUUAAGGCAUGGAAUGACAUGCCAUGUGACUGGAAACUCAACUGGAUUUGUGAGAAAGUGGUUUAACAUCAUCCUGACAACAUACUGUAGCCUGCAGUGCACACAACUUCCUCCUUCAUUCUCUCUCUCUCUCUCACACACACACAGAUAGAGCCUCUGUCUUGAUCUCGCUCACACACUCUGCCUCAAUCCCAAACACACCCUUACACAGAUUUUCACACACA